UGACUGUGUCGCAGUAGUGGGUUGUGUUUUCUGAGCUGCAGGCAGACAGACAGACAGUCGUCUGACAAAACUCCCGAGAUGUGGUCACAGACAGACAGACACGCGUCAGCUCGUACGUCCCUCACGACACGCGGAUCUUCGUUCUUGCAUCUUCUCCGUGACAGUCUGCUCUGCCGGUGUGAGGACGCGCCUUCGGCUCGAGAACGGAGCAGCUCCACAAAGCGCUGAGUGUUUGUGUAGAUACAGCGCACGCGACGCGCGGACCAUGAGCGGCGCGUCUGUGAAAUGAUCGGUUUCUUUAUUUCAGGGUUCUGAGGGAAGAGCUGUCAAGUUCUGAGCCUACAGUCAUCUGAAUUGCCAGUGUUGAAGAAUAUGCAUCAUUAAAUGCGAAGUAAAUCACCUCUGGGCAGUGCCACACGCAGAAUGAUGUGUUUGCUUCAUCCAGUCAUGCGCCAAUGGAAAUGAAAGACUUUAUAAUGUCACCUGUCUUAUUUAUGGACCCAUUCCACCUCAUGCUCUGGAGACUUUGACCCUAAAAAUUGCCGGAGAAAGCUGCCUUUUUGGGGUGUCCACUUUUCUUUCCCAGUUUAUUUAUUUUCUUCAUAAAAACAAACCACUUUUUCAUUUUGUAAAAAUGGGCCCUUUUAUGUCUCCUUUCAAUAAUCUGCUGUGCAUGCUGUUGGGCAUCUCUUUCACUGUCUGGUUCACACUGCUCUUGGUCUUCAUCAUUGUUCCUGCCAUUUUCGGUCUGUCCUUCGGUAUCCGCGGCCUCUACAUGAAGACGCUGCUCAAGGUGUUUAAGUGGGCCACAGUGAGGAUGGAAAGAGGAGCCAAGGAGAAGAACCAUCUACUGUACAAGCCUUACAGUCUUAAUGGCAUUAUUGCUAAAGAACCUACAUCGCUGGAAGAGGAGCUCAAAGAGAUUCGGCGAAACGGCAGCAGCCGAGAUUUGGAUGGCUCCGCCUCCUCCACCAUCACAGGCCCCUCCCCUUCCACAUCAGAGUUUGAAGUGUCAGACACCUUCUACUUCUGCCGCCGUGGGAUUGAAAGCAUCGUAGACGACGAGGUUACCAAACGUUUCACGGCAGAGGAGCUUGAGUCGUGGAACUUGCUGACCAGGAGCAACUAUAACUUCCAGCACAUUAGCACCAGACUGACGGUGCUGUGGGGUCUCGGCGUUGUCAUCCGUUAUGGGUUCCUGCUGCCCCUCAGGUUAACAUUAGCAAUCACAGGAGUGAGCCUAUUGGUUGUCUUCACCACCAUGAUUGGUUUUCUGCCCAAUGGGAGGGUGAAACAUUUUCUCAGUGAGAAAGUGCACCUGAUGUGUUACCGUAUUUGUGUGAGAGCACUGACUGCUAUCAUCACAUACCAUCACAGUGAAAAUAAACCCAAGAAUGGAGGCAUCUGUGUCGCCAACCACACGUCACCCAUUGACAUCAUUAUACUGGCCAGUGACGGAUGCUAUGCAAUGGUGGGUCAGAUCCAUGGGGGCCUGAUGGGGCUCAUUCAGAAGUCUAUGGUGAAAGCUUGUCCGCACAUUUGGUUCGAGCGCUCAGAAGGCAAAGAUCGCCAUCUAGUGGCUAAAAGGUUGAACGAUCACGUAAAAGACAAACGCAAACUGCCCAUCCUCAUAUUCCCCGAAGGUACCUGCAUUAAUAAUACGUCAGUCAUGAUGUUCAAGAAAGGAAGCUUUGAAAUUGCCUCAACUGUCUACCCCGUCGCCAUAAAGUAUGACCCUCGGUUUGGGGAAGCCUUCUGGAACAGCAGUAAGUUUGGGAUGGUGAAUUAUCUGCUCAGGAUGAUGAGUAGCUGGGCCAUCGUCUGCAGCGUGUGGUACCUGCCUCCGAUGAGCCGUCAGGAAGGUGAGGAUGCAGUGCAGUUUGCUAACAGAGUAAAGGCAGCCAUUGCCAGACAGGGUGGUCUGGUGGACCUGCUGUGGGACGGUGGGUUGAAACGAGGAAAAGUGAAAGACACUUUCAAAGAGGAGCAACAAAAACUCUACAGCAAGAUUUUGGUUGGAACGCAAGAGAACCGCAGUCGUUCUUGAGGAGAGGAAGAUGAAUCAGGUUCUUUGGGGAGUAUUUGGAUGUAUGUUUUGACAUAAUGGGGGUCUAUCAGACAUAACAAUGUCGCCAGUGAUUUGUCUGCUGCCACGCUCUAAAACGGCACCUUUCCAACACAUCCACCUAUACGUCACUGACUGAUAUAUUAGUUAAAAAUCUUCCAAUGUGAUACAGUCAUAUGUUCAACUAUAUUAAAUGUAAAUAAAAUAACUUCAAC
Molecule: messenger RNA, 2280 nt
Organism: Sinocyclocheilus anshuiensis
Lineage: Eukaryota; Metazoa; Chordata; Actinopteri; Cypriniformes; Cyprinidae
Product: glycerol-3-phosphate acyltransferase 4-like
Exons: 14
Coding region: 635-2047 (470 amino acids)
Biological process (GO): triglyceride biosynthetic process
Cellular component (GO): endoplasmic reticulum
Molecular function (GO): glycerol-3-phosphate O-acyltransferase activity
Source: RefSeq, a predicted model, not a curated record